Molecule: messenger RNA, 6497 nt
Organism: Diatraea saccharalis (sugarcane borer)
Lineage: Eukaryota; Metazoa; Arthropoda; Insecta; Lepidoptera; Crambidae
Source: the annotation of a GenBank genome assembly
UCAAACUGACAUUGAAAUGAACGUGUUUUUUUAGAGAAAGACGUUUUUUAGCGUAGAAAAUUUUUCUUAUCUAUUUCUAAUAAAGAGAUCACAAAACUCUAAAAAUGCAAAUAACAAAAUUUAUUUAACGCAUCUUUGUCAUCAAACAAAUUUAGCGGAUUGAAAAAAUAUUUCUAGACAAUUUCAUCAUCUUCGUUUGUAAAUUAAUUUUAUUCGAAAGAUUGUUCUCGAGAUUUGCAAAAUGUAUUUACUACUGUGCUAUGAAAGUGUCGCAAAUAAAUUCGAUGGUGUAAAUAAAAUUAUUUUAUAAAUACCAACUACCUUCAUUUGUAAUAGACUGGAUUGAAUAGUGUACAGGUUAUAAACUGGUAAAUUUAAAGUCAUUGAACGAAAAAACUUAAAAAUGUUUUGUUGGGGUAAUGCCACUCAUCAUGAAUUGUAUAUUGAAGGCCAUGAAACUAUUGACUUGGUAAGGUUUCGUUUCUAUCUACAUUCAGUCUUGAUUUUUUUUGUUUUUCAUGCUUAAUAUUCUAUUUUUUUUUUCUCUGAAAAGAAUCCUAUUUAAAUACUUCAUUACAAUUAUGAAUCAUUUAUUUCAUGCAGAUUAUAAAGCCUAUGUUAUCUAAGUGGAAAGAAAGCAAUCACAUUCGUGGAAUAGCAGCAGGUGAAUUUCAUACCCUUUAUUUAACAAAUCAAGGCAAUUUGUAUUCCUGUGGCAGCAAUGAAGUGGGCCAACUUGGAAGGAAUACAGACUCUAAAGAAGGAAAGAUUCCUGGUUUUGUGGAAAAAUUGAAGGAGUUUAAAAUAUCAGCAGUAGCAUGUGGCCUUCAGCAUUCAUUGGCCCUGAAUGAGUGGGGUCAACCUUACAGUUGGGGCUGCAAUAGUAUGGGACAAUUAGGACUUGACCCCAAAAAUGAUUCAAUCUCACACAAUGUCCCUAGUAUUGUCCGAACACUUGCCACAAAGAAUGUAGUCCAGAUUGCAUGUGGAUCGUACCACUCAGUAGCUUUGACAAACAGUGGUGAUUUGUACGCAUGGGGCGCCAAUAGCUAUGGUCAGUGUGGUUUAGGCACUAUGUCGAGUAAGGAAAUCGUUCCACAACAAAUCACAUCUUUACUUGGAGUGCCUAUUGCUUUAAUAGCAUGUGGCAGUAACCAUACAUUUGCCUUGUCUAAAUCUGGUGCUGUGUUUGGAUGGGGAAAAAAUACUCAUGGACAAUUAGGACUGCAACACAAAGAUAAUAGAUGUUAUCCAUCACAUCUCAAGUCACUGAGAGAUGUCAAAGUUUGUCACAUCACUUGUGGCGAAGACUUUACAGCAUUCCUUACUUUGGAUGGUGGUGUUUUUACCUGUGGUAAUGGCGAAUAUGGCCAGACUGGCCAUGGAACUACGAGGGAUGAACUGUUUCCUCGAAAGGUGAUGGAGUUAAUGGGCAGUACAGUUACCCAGGUGGCAAGUGGCCGUCGUCAUUUACUAUGUCGUGUUGGCGAUCGCAUUUUGGCUUGCGGCUACGGCGCUCGGGGGCAACUCGGCUGUCCGCACAUGACCUUCUCGCUAGUUCCUACACCGGUACCGUUCACUCCCAACGACGACUCGCCCCCCAAGAAGAAGCCGAAGUUCGAGAGCUCCGUCGCAUUUCGAUCCAACAGUGCUGGGGCUUCUAAUCGAAAUUUCACUACAGACGUAUUCAGCGGGCCAAUAAAGGUGUUUGCAGGUGGAGAUCACAGCUUUCUAAUUCUAAAUAGCGAUAAAGCGUCUACGGAUUUUCGUCUGCCAGAGCACACUAAGCAAAUUUUGACCAUGGAAAUUGCGAAAUUGACUUCUUGUCAAGUAUUCAAAGAUGACGAUGUAGUCAAUCAAGAUCUAAUGGCAUAUUUAGAGACGGUGUUCGGAUCUAUAGCGUGCGUGAACGGUUCAUUCCUGUUAGACAAUAACGGGCACUUUGGCUGCAACACUAAGACGCCGGGCGUAGACCUCAAAAAGGCUGAACAAGCGUUUUUGAUAGUCAGUCGAUACGAGAACACUUCUAUAAAGGAAUUGAUAUUCAGCCACCUAACGGAGAAUAUAAUAAAGAAAAUGAAAGUUUCUCCACCGGAUGCUGAGGCACUAAGAAUGUUUCUCGUAUUACCUUUGUAUCAUGAGAUGAGGAAUCCGCGACGGCAUCCUGAGUUGCAGGGUCCUUUCGCAGAGGCUUACAACAACUUAUCCACGCAUCCGCAGCGAAUAGUGAACCUAUGGUGGGAGGCCCAAUCUCCUGAUUAUUUCGAGAUGUUGGUUGACAUAUUUAAGAGCGUGGUCGUCUAUGAAUUGAGACAGCCUGCUGUCAAUGCUAAUAAGAAAAUAUAUUUUACACAUAGCAUAGUUCAAAUAUUGAAUACCCUUUCAUCACUAAAUAAAAUAAACUUCACGAAUCCUAAGAAACCUAAAAUUUCUGCGGAAUGUUUCUACAUAGAGGAUCUGUGUACACACGUCGAUAUAGCAACUGACUACAUAAACUGGCUCUCGGAUCAUAGUUCAACCCAACCCCACAUGUGCAAUUACCCAUUCCUAUUCGAUGUGCAAUGCAAAUCAUUAUUGCUCAAAAUAGAUCAACAAUUGCAAAUGCAAGUGGCUAUAAGUCGCGCAACUACGGAGAUAUUCACCCGUUUGUUUACGGAUCCGACAUACGGCUUUCAUCAGGGAAAUCAAUUCUUGAAUCUGACUGUCUCUAGGAACCACAUAGUUAGGGAUACAAUGUUGCAGAUCAGUAACCAUGAUACGUCACAUUUAAAAAAACCACUUCGAGUGGAAUUCGUUGGCGAAGAAGCAGAGGAUGCCGGCGGUGUCCGAAAAGAAUUCUUCAUGUUGCUUCUAAAGGAGAUCUUCGAUCCAGUGUACGGCAUGUUCAAACAGUCUGAGGAGACCAAUAUGAUAUGGUUCUCCAACAAUCCAUUUGAGGACGAUAUAAUGUAUUAUUUGAUCGGUGCUAUAUAUGGCCUGGCGAUAUACAACUCUAUUAUAAUCUACGUUCCGUUCCCACUGGUGUUAUAUAAGAAGAUUCUGGGUGAAUCGGUGAUGCUUGACGACUUAUCAGACCUCUACCCCACACUCGCGAACAGUUUAAAAAGUUUAUUGGAAUAUCCAGACGAUGAUGUAGAAGAGGUUUUUAGUUUAUGCUUCGCUGUGAACACAGAGGUGUUCGAUCAGAUCCAAGUCCAUCACCUAAAGGAAGACGGUGUUAAUGUGCCCGUCACUCACGAGAAUAAGGAAGAAUACGUCGACUUGUACGUCGAUUUCUUGCUCAACAAGUCUGUAGAAAAUCAAUUCAAAGCUUUUAACAAAGGCUUUCAGAAGGUGUGCGGUGGUAGAAUAAUAAAAUUAUUUAGAUCCCACGAACUGAUGUCUGUAGUUAUUGGCAAUGAGGAGUAUGAUUGGGAAUUGUUUGAAAAUAAUUGCGAAUAUAAAGACGGCUACUCUGCCAAUGAUCAAGAAAUCAGAUGGUUUUGGGAAGUUUUUCAUGAACUGACGUUGGAAGAUAAGAAAAAGUUCCUGCUAUUCCUCACUGGUAGUGAUCGAGUGCCUAUACAAGGAAUGAAGGAUAUCAAGAUAAGGAUUCAACCCGUCGCCGAUGACCGAUAUUUCCCCGUGGCUCAUACGUGUUUCAAUCUUCUAGACCUUCCUAGAUACAAGACCAAAGAACGUCUCAAAUACUAUCUGCUGCAAGCCAUACAACAAACACAAGGGUUUUCAUUAGUGUGAUCUUCGCCUCAUUUCCUAGGUAUAAUUAGUAAUCAGCUCGAUGGAGUUUUUUGUUAAAACUUUUGACUGUCUCAAAUCUAUUGCGUGACAUAAUAAUAUAAUAUAAUUUUAUAGAUUUAAAUGCAACUGGUGAGAGACUGCUAAGAAGCCUUUUAGUGAGAUUUACUAGCUGCAAGCAUUAGGGAGUCCGAGUCGUUGAUUUAUCGAUAUUUUCUCUAUCGAUAGCUGUCCUUGAAUUCUGUCAUUAUUACUAUUGAAUGUAUUGAAGUUUAACAAAAAUAUCGUCAAUAUUAAAACCAUUGACGGGAUAAGUAGCUUGGAUUUUGAAAAUAAUAUUUACUCAAAAUCGAUAUUACUUUACUUUAAAUAAUGUACUGUUGAAACAUUCGAUACUAAUAAUAUCAUCGAUAACUUUUAGUGACACUGUCAAUAGUAUCGAUAAUACAUAUUUUGUGACAACCUGAACACGACAACCGAUUUUAAAUUCGGCGUAUCUAUUAUUAACAGUAAAAAUUAUGUCAUUUAGGACUUCCUAUUGAUUAGCUUUUAUUUCUAUUAUCUUAUUAUAGUGACACGAUUAUUGCAUAAUGCUGAUGAAGAUUUUAUAUAAUUAUAAUUGAUUUGAUCAUUUUUAUUUUUACGAUAAAUUUGUAUGGCAUGUUCUGUUUUCGGGAAAAAAAAAUAUUUUUGUAAUAGAUGACUAUGUCCGUAAAAGUCAUUCGCGUAAUACUAUUUGUCUUUGUUUGAGACUUGAUAAUAGUUAUUUUUUGACGAACAAAAUUUACUUUAGUUUUGUAUUUAAUAAUUUUUCCGGGACAUUUAAAAGAUAUUGAGGUGUUGAAGUAUCAAGAAAAUGAAUCAUGUAAGUUACCCUUCGAUAAUUUCAGUUAAUAAACAUAAUUAUUGUUGACUUCAUAAAAUAAAAUAUUUAGUUCUUUGGCAUAUCUCAUUCCUUCUGUUGAAAUCAUUUGAUGAACAUUAGUGUUGUACCACUUUUCAUUAGUUCACCUAUAUUUUUUUGUCUUUAAGCAAUUUUUUUCCACACAAAUUAAAUAUUCUUAAACAUCUCAUAUAUAGUUUUGAUCCCAAGUAAAGAAAGCGUUUCUGUUAUGGAAAUCAGAAGUAACGGCUCUAUGAAAUAAAAUCUGGAAUCUUCUGCGAUCUCGAUUUUUACCGCGUGAUUCAUAUCAUUAAUAUUCGUAUUAAGUUCGAUUAUGAACUUCUCAAAGGAAAAGAGAUUUUUGACAAAUUCCUUUAUAUAAACAUUUUGAAUACUGAUACUAGAUUUUUGUUGCUUUUAUGUUCACAGGUCAUCAGGGUUUAUUUAUUAUAAAUAUUUUAGAGACACAUUAGAUUUUCUAUAUUUUAAUUUAUAUUGCGUGAUUUUGUAAUGAUUCCAAUUAUUAAAUAUCCGUUGGUGCCUUGUAUAUUAUUUAUAUGAAAUUAUGUCACGCAUUUUUAAUAUUUAAUUGUUGUUUAGUGAUCUUUGUUUCAAUCUGAAAUGUGCAUUUAUUUUAUGAGUUUCAAUUACUGCUUGAUAUUUUUUUUUGUUUGAUGUGUUACUAACCGUAACUAGAAUAUUUGAUUGUAUUACAGAAACUUACCAGUUAUAGGGACGUAAUAUUUGGUAUCAUACAAAUACAAAAAAAUAUUGUUUUGAGUAUGGCCUAAAACUGUUUGUCACGUUCAACAUAGAGUUUUCAGCCUCAGAUUUGUAUAUAUAUAUAUAUAUAUAUAUAUAUAUAUAUAUAUAUAUAUAUAUAUAUUUAGCAUUUUUAUUAUAUACAUAAUAUACAUACAUACAUUUUAAUAUACAUUUUUAUUUAGCUAUAUAGACAAAUAAAUAUAAACAUAUAUAUAUAUAUAUGUUUAUAUUUAUUUGUCUAUAUAGCUAAAUAAAAAUGAUAUUUGACGUACAGUACAGUGAGUUCUAUUUAUAAAGUACAAGUUUUUUUGGAGAUUGGGAAAUCGGGCAUUCUAUCGUCAUUAAACAAAUAACUAAUAGUAAAAUACUUAUGUCAAUUUAAUCUGUUACCAUUCUUAUAUUUAUUAAUAGUCUUUGUCUACUUCGUUUGAUUAAAUUUUUUAAAGAAAAAUUAUUUUUAUCUUAAAGUUCCAGGGCUAGACUUUUAUUCAAACUAUUGUGAAUUGCUUUAUUCUGUUUAAAUUCAUUUGGAAAUAACAAAUUUAAUAUCAAAACAGUUCAAAGACCCUUUUUUAGGAUUAAUUGUUAUGUAUGUAUUUUUGUUUUUAUUGCGAGACUUUGUGUAAGUUGAAGCAAUUUCGAAGUAGACGACGCCCAAUUAUUAUUCGGUACACAUGUACUGAUUGUUGUAUGCCGAAUAAUGAUCAAUUCUUGAUGUUGCUCUUCAAUUUCUAGCUUAAAUAAUCACAAACAUUUGAAAUGUUGAAGGUAUUCAUUAUAAAAUAAUAUGGGUAGGAAUGUAUAUUAAGUUCCAUAAAAUAGGCGUAGCCAUAAUAUGUUUGUAAGUAACUUGGUUACCACUGUGAUAUUAAUGGUAUGCGAUUUAAGCGUCAGACAAUAUUAUGUUUUUAAAAAAUCUAUUUGGUUCCAUUACAAAUUGUACAUAGAAGGGUUUAGCUUACUAGAUCAUUGUUUUGAGGCAUUUUUGACUGCACUCAUUAGAGCUGUUCCGAUGUUGUUUGUACACAUUGUAUGUAAUGUAUGAUAAUAUAAUAUUUUCGUAUUAACGUAUGGUUUUAUUGCUUAGUUUUGUCUGUCUCGACAGUACGAGUUA